AUGCUCCAGCUCAUUCAGCAAAGCGUGCAAAAAUCCAUCGAAUGUUGCAUGCCACCUGGGGAGGAAAGAACCGAGCUCCUAGAGGCCCACGAUCUCUUCAUCCAUGACGAGCCGAAGUUCAACGGCGCGACUUCACAUGAGGUGCGCGAUCGUUUCCAUGGCUGGGUGGCAGAACAACUACCAAAAGUGGUUGACACGCCUGAAACACUACAGCGGAUUCUUGAAUCGCAUUCAGAGAAUAAAAGAGAGCUUCCUGGGCCUGAAUAUGGGUUUGGAGCACGCUUCAACUUGGCUCUCUUUGUUGAUGAUAUCUGCUUGGAGUCUUUGGACCAUAUGGACGAUCCUGUUGUGAAGAUUAUGUAUAAGCAAUGGGGGGGAUUUGAGCCCCGAGGAGAGAAACUACGAAAUUGA
Penicillium waksmanii is the source of this 411-nucleotide messenger RNA. RefSeq lists its product as uncharacterized. NCBI's taxonomy places the organism in Eukaryota, Fungi, Ascomycota, Eurotiomycetes, Eurotiales, Aspergillaceae. The transcript has a single exon. Bases 1 to 411 code for a protein of 136 amino acids. The record is from RefSeq and is a predicted model, not a curated record.